Messenger RNA from Pedinophyceae sp. YPF-701, 1329 nucleotides. Lineage: Eukaryota; Viridiplantae; Chlorophyta; Pedinophyceae. The record is from the annotation of a GenBank genome assembly.
AUGUCGGCGUCUCUGACAGGCUCCAGGGUCGCACAGCCCGUGAAGGAGGCUGCUCGCGGCAAGGUCGUUGCGCGUGCGGGCCCCCCGCCGGCGUGGCCGGGGCGCUGCGUCGUCCCUGAGUUGACGAAGAAGACCGACGGGCCGAAGAAGAUCUCCCUCCUGGGCUCGACGGGCUCCAUCGGGACGCAGACGCUCGACAUCGUCGCCGAGCACCCGGACCGCUUCGAGGUCACCGCCCUCGCCGCGGGGUCGAACGUGGAGCUCCUCGCAGAGCAAGUCAAGCAGUUCCGGCCCGCGCUGGUCGCGAUUCAGAACGAGUCCAAGCUCGAUGAGCUCCGCGAGGCGCUCUCCGGGCUCGACUACAAGCCGGAGAUCAUGACCGGCGCGGCGGGCGCGGUGGAGGUCGCGCGGCACGCCCCCUGCGAGGCCGUCGUGACGGGCAUCGUGGGGUGCGCGGGCCUGCAGCCGACGAUGGCCGCGAUCGAGGCCGGCAAGGACAUCUGCCUCGCCAACAAGGAGACGCUCAUCGCCGGCGGACCCGCCGUGCUGCCCGCCGCCGCUAAGGCCGGGGUCAAGAUCCUGCCCGCGGACUCCGAGCACUCGGCCAUCUUCCAGUGCAUCCAGGGGCUCCCCGAGGACGGCCUCCGGCGCAUCAUCUUGACGGCGAGCGGCGGGGCGUUCCGCGACUGGCCGGUGGAGAAGCUGAAGGAGGUCACUGUUGCCGACGCGCUCAAGCAUCCAAACUGGUCGAUGGGCAAGAAGAUCACGGUCGACUCGGCGACGCUCAUGAACAAGGGCCUCGAGGUCAUCGAGGCGCACUACCUGUACGGCACGGACUACGACAACAUCGAGAUCGUCAUCCACCCACAGUCGAUUAUCCACAGCAUGGUCGAGACCGCGGAUUCCUCCGUCAUCGCGCAGCUCGGGUGGCCCGACAUGCGCCUCCCGAUCCUGUACACGCUCUCGUGGCCCGAGCGCCUCAACACGAGCGAGGAGACGUGGCCGCGGCUGGAUUUCAUCAAAAUGGGGGACCUGACGUUCAAGGAGCCUGACCACGCGAAGUACCCGUCGAUGGAGCUGGCGUACGCGGCGGGGCGCGCGGGGGGCACGAUGACGGGCGUGCUGUCGGCCGCGAACGAGCAGGCCGUGGAGAUGUUUAUCGACGAGAAGCUGUCGUAUCUGGAGAUCAUGCAGGUGGUGGAGGCCGCGUGCGACGCGCACCGCGGGGGGGACUUCAAGGAGACGCCGACGCUCGAGGAGAUCGUCGAGGCCGACCUCUGGGCGCGGCGGUUCGUCGCCGAGCGCGUCAACGCCAACGUGGCCGCGUAG